This is a messenger RNA of Stereum hirsutum FP-91666 SS1, 789 nucleotides long. RefSeq names its product Cloroperoxidase (gene APO1/CPO1). The record is from RefSeq and is a predicted model, not a curated record. Bases 1 to 789 code for a protein of 262 amino acids. NCBI's taxonomy places the organism in Eukaryota, Fungi, Basidiomycota, Agaricomycetes, Russulales, Stereaceae. Gene Ontology annotation, molecular function: peroxidase activity. The transcript has 5 exons.
AUGCCUAGGGAUAGUGGGAUCGAUUUUGUGGAUUAUCCGUGGCAGGCUCCGGGACCGAACGAUCUGAGGUCUCCUUGUCCUGGUUUGAACGCCCUCGCCAACCAUGGUGUUCUGCCCAGGAACGGGAGUAACAUCACGAUUCCUGCGUUACUCCAGGCCGCCAACGAUGGAUACAAUGUGCAGCCUGAUGUUAUCUUGCUGGCUGGUAAACUUGCAUUGCUCGUCAGUACCGAAGUGGAUAACUUCUCGCUAGAUGAUCUGAACGCGCACGAAAAUAUCGAGCAUGACGCUUCCGUCUCCCGCUCUGACCACUACUUCGGUGAUAACCACUCAUUUAACGGCACACUCUUCAACCAAACGCUCGCGCAAUCCAAUCCUGGUGUUGACUAUUACAAUGCCACUUCUGCUGGCCUUGUCAUGAAAGCGAGGCUCGAAGAUUCCAUAGCUAGAAACCCGGAUGUGAUCAGUACGAGUAAGGAGUUCAUCCUCAGAACGGGAGAAUCGGGUUUCUACUUGAGUGUCAUGGGUAAUGCGACCACCGGUGUUGCGCCGAAGGAUUACGUCGACAUUUUCUUCCGCGAAGAACGCCUCCCCAUCGCUGAGGGCUGGAAACGCUCCGACGUGCCUAUCACGCUUGCCCUCAUGAGUUCUUGGUCUGGUCACAUCAUGGCCGCCGCGGAAUGGCAAGGUCCUACCCAGGAAGAUUCGUAUUUGGUUAUUUCUCCUGAUGGAUUCAUUCAGACACUUCUGCUUCCUGGGGAUGGGGAUGGACAGAAUGGAUUAAACUAG